CCCUUCCUAAGGUCUUUGUGGUGCUGAGUCGUCUUAUUUCUCUCUAUCCCCUUUUGAGGGUGGUGUUGGUGGCUCCCCUGUCCCACUGUCCUCCACAGCGCUGGUGCUGCAGGAUGGAAUGGAUCUGCUGCUGGCCAAUGUGAGGACCCACUGGGUGCUGCUUGUCAGACCGGAAGUGCUGCUGGUGUAAGAGCCGUCACCUCCGAUCCUUGGGGCAGUGCUGUGCUCAGGCCGCUCAUUUGUUCACAGAUACCCACUCACACCAUCCCCACGGUGGUAUGAAUGUCCUCCUGAUAAUUGUGGAUGACCUCCGUACAAGCCUCGGCUGUUAUGGUGACAGUAUUGUUAAGUCUCCAAACAUUGAUCAGCUGGCAUCUCAAAGUGUACUGUUCACAAAUGCAUAUGCCCAGCAAGCGGUGUGUGCUCCCAGCAGGGUGUCCUUCUUAACAGGAAGAAGACCGGGAACUACCAAACUGUUCGACUUCAACUCCUACUGGAGGAAGCAUGCCGGGAACUACUCCACUCUCCCCCAGUAUUUUAAAGAACAUGGCUAUGUAACUAUGUCAGUUGGAAAAGUGUUUCAUCCAGGUAUUUCAUCUAAUCACAGUGAUGACUAUCCAUACAGUUGGUCAGUUAGACCUUUCCAUCCAUCUUCUGAGAAGUAUGAGAACACAAAGACCUGCAAGGGUAAAGAUGGGCAACUUCAUGCCAACUUGGUUUGUCCAGUCGAUGUGUCUGAGGUUCCAGAGGGAACAUUACCAGAUAUACAGAGCACAGAAGAAGCUGUCAGACUCUUAAAGAUCGUAAAGCAGCAGAAUUCUUCAUUCUUCUUAGCAGUUGGUUAUCAUAAGCCUCAUAUUCCAUUCAGAUUUCCAAAAGAGUUUCUAAAGCUAUAUCCCAUUGGGAACGUUUCCUUGGCACCUGAUCCGGACAUACCCAAGAAUCUCCCUCCUGUUGCUUACAACCCAUGGACAGACAUUCGGAAGCGAGAAGAUGUUCAGGCUUUAAACAUCAGUUUUCCAUAUGGCCCAAUUCCACCUCAUUUCCAGCGCCUGAUACGCCAGAGUUACUUUGCCUCCGUUUCUUACCUUGAUGGCCAAGUUGGACAAUUGCUGAAUGCGGUGGAAAAUAUGGGAUUUUCAAAUGACACUAUCAUUGCGUUUGCUUCUGAUCAUGGAUGGUCUUUGGGAGAACACGGUGAAUGGGCAAAAUACAGCAAUUUUGACGUGACUACUCGUGUGCCAUUGAUGUUUUAUAUACCAGGCGUGACCAAUACGGGCCAACCACAGCAGAACAUCUUUAUGUACAUAGAUCCCUUUAGCAGAGAAGCCAGGAGAAAGCUUCCAGGCAAAAUCAAGACAGAUCCUGUUGAAUUAGUGUCUCUAUUUCCAACACUUGCUGAGCUUGCCCAGCUCCCCCUUCUACAAGAGUGUCCUGUUCCUUCAUUUCAUGUAGAGCUAUGCACUGAGGGUCACAGCCUUGCUCCAUACUUCAAAGCAUCUGCUGAUGGGGAGUACAGUGCCGGAACCGUUGCUUACAGCUCUUACCCUCGGCCUUCUGAUACCCCCCAGUGGAAUUCUGACCUCCCUGAUCUCCAAGAUAUAAGAAUCAUGGGAUAUUCAAUGAGGACAUGUGACUAUAGAUAUACUCUAUGGGUUGGGUACAAUCCUGUUACAUUCAGGGCCAAUAUUACGGACAUCCAUGCACAAGAGUUAUAUUUAAGCAAAAUAGAUCCAAAUGAAGACCACAACUUGUUUAAUGCUUCUAUACAUUAUGAUCUUACGAGCAAGAUUCUUAGACAUAUAAUGAAAUGAUUGACAUUGAUAUGAAAAGGCCCAAAAAUAUUUUCUUUCACUGACAGUGGACAUCUCAGUCCUUGUGUAGUUGGAUGCACGGAUGCACACUAGGGAAGGGCAUUGUAGCAUCAUUAGCAUAAAGUCACAUGUACAACUGUAGCAAAAGACGCAAAGAAGGCCCCAUCUGCGUCCAACUUACACUCAGACAUCUAUCUAUACAUAUUAUGUUAUACCACUACCUGCGAGCCUCUGCGUCCGCUACUGUGUGUGUGUGUGUGUAUGUAUGUAUGUGUGUGUGUAUGUAUGUAUGUAUGUAUGUAUGUAUAUAUAUAUAUAUAUAUAUAUAUAUAUACAACAAAUACCCAGUAAUGUUUAAAUUAAUGAAAGAGAUGUCCAAAAGUGGUAAUAAGACGGGCCUUGAAGUGACGUUUUAACAGUACACACUAUGCUAGGAGGUAGAUAGGUGCUCAAAUAGAGAAGAUGUGUUGUUCAACUGCAUAUUUUAGAAAUUACUUUUAAACAGAAGAAAAAGAUGAGGGUACAAAAAAGACCCUCGCACUAUAUAUAAAAACAGAAAUUGGAAUGGCUUUUACUUUCAGCAAGCCAAUAAAACAAGAAUUGUUACUUGGUCUAGAGCAGUGGUGGCCAACGCGUGGCUCUUGAGCCACAUGCGGCUCUUUCUUGAUUCAAAUGUGGCUCCCAACACUCAAAGUCACGUGACCACAAGAGAUCUAUAAACCGCUGCACUCCAGCCAGACAUGCAGCAGCACUACGUAGACUGAGAACUGAGGGAGCCAAAUACACAAGGGAGAGCUGGCUGGAGUGACACAGGCGGGUGCUGGCUGGAGUGACACAUUGGGGAACUAAAGUGUAUUAUGUGAAUCUGGCUUUUCAAUAUAUUUUAUGCGGAUCUGGCUUUUUCAGUUAUUUGAUGUAGAAGUGGCUCUUUCAUUAUAUUUUAUGUUGGAUCUGGCUCUUUCAAUGUAUUUUAUACCAGGGGCGUUGCCUAGCAGGCACAAGGUCACACCACAUUUUUGCAAGUGCGCCUUCGACUCGAAGUCGGCUCUUUGAUGUACCUAACAAGAUUUCUUGGCUCUUUGUCUCUGACUGGUUGGCCACCCCUGGUCUAGAGCAAAGCAUUGGCCAAGGAUUAUUUAUACAUAUGGCUUCGCUGGAUGAUUUGUAUUUAGUAUACACCUGUACACAAAAAAUCGGAUAGCUUCUCUUUUAAAAAACACACAUUUAUUACAAACAAUAAGCUGCUAACAGCUUUGUAUCUAAAGCACUUUAUUAAAUGUUAAAACCCAGGCUUUUUUUAUUUUUACAAACUCUCCACUGGAGGGCAGCAGCCUCAUGCCUAAAUUUCAGUGCUCCACAGAAUGCGAUCAGUAUUAGCAGGCUGAAUGUGUUUAAAACUAACCUUUUCUUGUUUUGCAGGGGAAGAUUUCGUUUUUUUUCAUUCUCUCCCUUUUAUUUGUAAUUGUUUCAUUAUUUGUAAUGUAUUGUAGAUUAGUAUUGUUCCCAGCUACUAUGGAUGAGUAAUCAAUACACAGUGUUUAAACAAUGGAAUUUUUUACAUAUUUAGAUAACAAUUAAAACUUGAGCUUCAAGUUGACAACACAA
Pseudophryne corroboree (corroboree frog) is the source of this 3419-nucleotide messenger RNA. It is a transcript of the gene IDS, whose product is annotated as iduronate 2-sulfatase. NCBI's taxonomy places the organism in Eukaryota, Metazoa, Chordata, Amphibia, Anura, Myobatrachidae. The transcript is spliced from 9 exons. The record is from RefSeq and is a predicted model, not a curated record. The coding region runs from base 279 to 1814 and encodes 511 amino acids. Gene Ontology annotation, molecular function: iduronate-2-sulfatase activity. Gene Ontology annotation, cellular component: cytoplasm.